Salvelinus namaycush (lake trout) is the source of this 503-nucleotide messenger RNA. Its product is annotated as monocyte to macrophage differentiation factor 2-like. NCBI's taxonomy places the organism in Eukaryota, Metazoa, Chordata, Actinopteri, Salmoniformes, Salmonidae. Gene Ontology annotation, cellular component: membrane. The record is from RefSeq and is a predicted model, not a curated record. The annotation marks the transcript as partial. The transcript has 5 exons.
CCUCCCUCCUGUUUGUGUUCAGACGCACAGGGAAACCCGUUGCGACCUCGCUAGUUGAGAACAGUAACGGGGGCGAGUGAAACAGAUAAAUACAUGUUGGCGCCGGUAUGGACUUUAAGAAGAGCCGAUAUGGAAGGUUCAUGAAUGGCAGAGUUCCAUCCAGUAGGAGAUACCAGCCUACUGACUACGAACACGCUGCCAACUGCGCCACACAUGGACUCUGGAUCAUCCCCAGCCUGGUGGGCGGGUCUGUACUCUACUUCCUGUCUGUGGACCAAUGGCAGGCUGCUGCUGCCUGGUUGUACGGAGCGGGGCUUAGUGGUCUAUUCAUCUCCUCCACUCUGUUUCACACCGUGGCCUGGAAGAUCAGACACCUCCGUAAAGUGGAGCAGCGUUUCCACAUGGGUGACAGAAUGGCCAUCUACUUCUUCAUCGCUGCUUCCUACACCCCCUGGUUAAUGCUGAGGGAGUUGGGUCCAUGGUCAUGUGUUUCUAGGUUAAUG